Molecule: messenger RNA, 1977 nt
Organism: Aphanomyces invadans
Lineage: Eukaryota; Oomycota; Saprolegniomycetes; Saprolegniales; Verrucalvaceae
Exons: 7
Coding region: 1-1977 (658 amino acids)
Source: RefSeq, a predicted model, not a curated record
AUGACCCUCGCACGCGGCGGCGAUGGCGCUCGACGUAUUGGCGACCCCAUCAAGCUUCCCCGCCUGCCGUCCAAUACAUCCUCAUUUCCAUCACGCGAAGAGCGCGUACAGCUCCAAGCCAUCGCAGAGCAGUCGCGGCGAUUCUUGAGGCGGCUCGCGUACUCGUUGCCAUCAACCAAGCCCACAUGGGAUCGUCUUGACGCGGACAACAACAUGGAGCUGUACCAGAUCAGGGACAAGAGCAGCGGGGACGAUUUGAUCAACGUAUGUGGCGUCGCAAGCAUCUAUGGGACGCUGGCUGAAGUCGCAGACGCCCUCGUCAUUCCACAGAUUGUGCCCGACCCCGAGCGACGAGGCCCUACAACGUUCGUGGAUGACUUGCUUGGGAGCCAGACACUGCUUCGCGUUGAUGGCGAGACGUCCAUCAAGUGGAUGGCAGUUCAAUGCGUGGACGGGAUGGUCCACCGUGACUUCGUUGUGCUGCAUUCCCGCGAACGCUUCCAAGACAUUGAAACUCGAGGUGUUGUGAUAGCGCUGCACUCGCUCGACUAUCCAGGCGCCCCACCAUCCUUUGAGACGUCGAUCCACUCGGCAUACCGCUUCGUUCGUGGCGGGAUCUACCGCUCGGGCUUUGUCCUGCUCGAAAACUCGUCGACGCCAGGAAUCAUUGACGUUGUGUCUGUCUUCAAGGUCGAUUUCAAGGGCGGCGACGUGCGUGGCGCGAACAAACUCCACCGAGCGACCGUAUCGUCGUGGCUGCACUGGAUGGGCGAACUGAACAAAUUUCUCCUCUGCGAAAAGUUGCGGCGCGUUGGAGCUCCUCGUCUGCGCCGUGGCGGUGCCCAGACACCGCUCGCGUCGACCAAGGCCAGGCGGCAAUGCGAGUCGUGCGAUGCCCCAUUCAAGUUCCAGUUUCGACCGCUGACACCGAAGAACCGGCGCCAGUGCAUGAUGUGCAGCGCCGUGCUGUGCAAUGCGUGCACGGUUGAGUACACCGAGUCGGCCGUCACCCCCACGUCAGUCUUUUGUAUCGCUUGUAUCGUUAAAUGGAAUCCCGAUGGCCCCACGAUCAAGUUCAUCCAGCCUCCGUCCACAACGAUCGGGUCUCCUGCCACAUCGUCGACACCGCAGAUUCACCUGCGGUCCCAAGUCCACCAACGCUUUGCAGCCCCAGGGAUCUCUGCGUCGCCGACCCCAGUCGCCGCGGCGACUCGACACACGGACGCGCACAGCCACUCCCACGGGAGCUUUGACACAAGCAUCCCCAUCCUCGGGGACGAAGAUGGAGACAUUGCGGACUUCACACCACCGCAACAUCCCAUGGAGCCCCUUGCUGGCAGCGACACCGAUCUACAUCGACUCGAACUCGUAGUCCAAGACCAUUCAACCAGCCAGCCCCGCAAACAACAGCCCCCCGCUGCCACCUCCGCCACAGCAGAUGUCCAUCUUCUGGACGGCACGCUGCCACGUCACACAGCCGUGUUUGACCGCAGCGUGCUUCGCGACGUCGACGAGUCUGCCGCCGACAAUGCAGGCAUGGCUCACGACCCCGUUCGCCGCUUGGAGACUCUGCGACGGGAUAUGCACGGCGCGGUCAGCGACAUCGUGCGGGAGUCGAGUCGGGGCAAUGCUGCGGCGGUCAAGGUCGCCCUCGAACGCCGCAAAGAACUCAAGGAACAGAUCAAGCAAUUGCAAGACUUGUUAACGGCACAGGGCGUAUCGAUCGUGAGGGGUUCGAACGUGCGGCGGUCGUCUGAAGGCCGCGUUUCACUGCACGACGAUCUGCGCGCGUCGCAGGUGGAGGUCCUGGCGCGUCGAUCCAAGACUCGCGAGAGCGUCGGUUCAUUCUUCUCGAAAGAAUCCCUGGACAAUCUCAACCCGAACGACAUUGCCGCGCUACAAGCCAAGAUGGACAGCCUCUUGGUAUCGACUCCAUCCUCCAGCGACGAGUGCCGGGACAACAACACUGCGGAAUGA